AUGGAUGUUGGUGAUGUUGAACAGAUGCGUCGAAUGAGGAAAAGUGGUAUUCCAACCUGCAAAAUAUAUGACUCAUUUAUUGAGAGAGAUAGAAGAGGACAGGAUGGGGAUGUUAAGGAGGCAGAAAAAUUCUUAAUAAGGUUGCGCUUAAAGGAUCUGAAGCUAUAUUGGGGUCACAAGGUUGAUUGUAAUGGGAGGUUGUUGCAUAUAUUCUGGUGUGAUGGUAUGAGUCAAAUUGAUUAUGACAUCUUUGGAGAUGUUGUUGCCUUUGAUGCUACUUAUGGGAGGAAUAAAUACAAAUGGCCUGUUGUUGUUUUUUCUGGUGUCAAUCAUCAUAAACAGACGUGUGUAUUUAGGUGUGUAGUUGUGUCUAAUGAAAAGGAAGAUACUUAUGUAUGGGUCCUUCAACAAUUUAUAACAGCAAUGAAGGGUAAGUGUCCGAAUUGUGUGAUUACUGAUGGUGAUAUAUCAAUGAGGAAUGCGAUCAGGAAAGUUUUCCCAUCUGCUCAUCAUCGAUUGUGUGGGUGA
This is a messenger RNA of Abrus precatorius (Indian licorice), 528 nucleotides long. RefSeq names its product protein FAR1-RELATED SEQUENCE 8-like. The coding region runs from base 1 to 528 and encodes 175 amino acids. NCBI's taxonomy places the organism in Eukaryota, Viridiplantae, Streptophyta, Magnoliopsida, Fabales, Fabaceae. The record is from RefSeq and is a predicted model, not a curated record. Gene Ontology annotation, biological process: regulation of DNA-templated transcription. The transcript is spliced from 2 exons.